Molecule: messenger RNA, 1704 nt
Organism: Physcomitrium patens
Lineage: Eukaryota; Viridiplantae; Streptophyta; Bryopsida; Funariales; Funariaceae
Product: outer envelope pore protein 37, chloroplastic
Biological process (GO): monoatomic cation transport
Cellular component (GO): chloroplast outer membrane
Molecular function (GO): monoatomic ion channel activity
Source: RefSeq, a predicted model, not a curated record
CCAUAAUCCCUAAUCGACAAUGUCCAUUGGUGGCUUCAUUCCCAUCGAGAUACGUGUUGGUAGAUGCUGAUGUGGGUGAUUUGUUUUAUUUUUAUUGCUGCUUUUUUCAUAAUUUGUUUGCCACUCGGCAGGGGAUCAUUGGAGAAUCUAUUACCAGGAGUGGGGUCUCGGCAAGUGGGUUUUCCAUGCGCUAUUACUGGCUAACGCAAGCUCUUUGCAACUUGGACGUUUCUUCGCUUGCCUCCUCGCUAGUUUGGAGAUAAACUCAUCUUGCUCAAGAUUUCUCGGUCCCAGUGAUGCGAAUAUCGCCAUGCUGCAGCCGUAGCGGAGCAUCGGAGUGAUUGGGCAAGGAAGAAGUUCCUUGGGACCAAUUUCUGUUUUGCAAUCGUGGUGUGAGCCGUGGGUGUUCCAGGUGGCUACAAUGGGUGUCUCAACGAAGGUUGGGACGCAACCUCAAAGUUUCGAUUUGCGGCAGCUUGCGACCAUGAAGCUGUCAACAGAAUACGAUUCUGAGGGGAGUGUUUUUGUCAAUAAAUUUUCUGCACGCAUGCUGAAUGGGAUUGCCAAGCUCACGGGCUCUAUUCAGAGGGAACCGUCGGGCGAUCUUCGCUAUCCACUGCUGGGCGUGGUCACGAAGUUUUUCUCUGUGAUUUAUGAUCACGAGGACCGCAAUGCUCUUGUAACGCUCAAUGCCGACGUCAACCGGAACUUAUCGUUCAAGUACCUGCGAGACAUAAAGGCUCAGCAAGGUGAAGUGAAGCUACUUGCCAGUACAGCGAACCUUAGGUAUAAGACGGAGAUUUCUUUUGACGUCCCAGCCACGACUUUGCCGAAAGUAGUUUGCACGUUUCCGCAAGGGCAAUUAAGGGCUGAAGAGGUGGAAGUGGACGAGGAGCGAGCAAUUGCACUCAGUGGCUUCCUUGGCGGGAGCAUACUCAACGGUCAAGUUGUUGCAAGUUAUUCCGACGAGAGCGCCACUUUAAAAUACACAUACAAGGAUGAGGAGUUGACAAUGAUACCAUCAGUCUCAUGGCCUCAAUUAUCCCCAUCACUUGCAUUUAAGCGGCAGUUUGGACCACACAACAAGCUCAGCUAUUUUCAUAACUUUGAGACAGCCACAUGGAGUGCUGUAUAUAAGUAUAAACCAGUUGAGGACUUCAAGGUUAAGGUUGGCUAUGACUCUGACGUUCGUCUUGGCUGGAGUUCAUUUUGGAUUGGUAAGGAGAAUGCCGGUGCCAAGCAUGCGCCCAGGAAAUUUAAAUUGCAAGUAAUGCUACAAGUACCUCAGGACGAGUUAAAAUCUGCUGCUCUGUUGUUCAGAAUGAAAAAGCGGUUUGAUUUGUGUUGACCCUCGUCUGUACAAUUUUAUUACAACUUCCGAAUCCACCAUUUUGAUUUGAUUAGCUAAAACAAUCCUUCUCGUGUCUGCCUUCAUUGUUGCUUCUCUGUCAUUUAUCACAAAAUGCCUUGCUUCGCUCGUAUUUUGCACAAAGACCCUAGUCAUAUUCUUCUUGUACUGUGUUAGUCAUCCCAAGCCUAUCAAGUGUGCCAGUGUUGGGCUACCUCUCUACGGACGACCUUCGCAAAUCUUUUCAGCUUUGUUUGGGCAAAUCUGAUGGAGCUGAUUGAUGAUCACUUGGAUGUGUACAGCAUGUGAUAAUUGUAUCUUGAAUGGAAUUAUAAAGUACAAUAAAUGAUACAGCA